Mus pahari (shrew mouse) is the source of this 1011-nucleotide messenger RNA. RefSeq names its product transforming growth factor beta receptor 3 like (gene Tgfbr3l). NCBI's taxonomy places the organism in Eukaryota, Metazoa, Chordata, Mammalia, Rodentia, Muridae. Bases 1 to 957 code for a protein of 318 amino acids. The record is from RefSeq and is a predicted model, not a curated record. The transcript is spliced from 5 exons.
AUGGUGGGCACUGCGCUCCUGCUCCUGGCCCUGCUCCCUGGGACCUCCAGUAAGCACAGUGCACCACGUGCAUGGGUAAAAGAGACCACCUGUAAUGCAUCUCUUUUCAAAGCGAGGCAAGGGCUCCCUAGAGGGAAUUGCGCCCUUGCUCUGUGCUCUGUUUCAGCACCUCCGUUCCCUGGGGCGCCUGGCCCCUGGCUGCGCAGACCCCUUUUCAGCCUGGAGUUAUCNGAUGCAGAGGACGCGUUCCCUCGCCGCGCAGGGCCACUGGAGGUUCCGGCGGACAGCCAUGUGUUUGUGCAGGCGGCCCUGGCCCGUCCUUCACCGAGAUGGGGCCUAGCCCUCCACCGAUGCUCAGUAACGCCUUCUUCACGCCCGGCCCUGGGGCCUGCCCUGGUGCUUCUACGUGGGGGCUGCCCCGCCGACGACUCUGUCAGCUUCUCACCACCUCCACGCCCGGAUGCUGCUAGCGUCGCACGCUUUAGCUUCCGCCUGCGCCCGGUAUUUAAUGCCUCAGUACAGUUCUUGCACUGCCAGAUCAGCCGUUGCCGCCGUCGCAGCANUCACCACCGCCGAGCUGUCCGCCAGACACCAGUACCUUUGACCCCACCAGCACCACUGAGGUGUCUGCCUCAGGAUGAGGCAUGUGCCGGCAGCAGCUUGAGCCUUGGUACUGACAGCCCACACCUGCACAUGCUGACACAGCCCAUCGUGGUCACAGUACCUCGUCCGCCCCCUAGGCCAUCUAAAAGUCUCCCAGGCAGGGCGGUCCGCCCAGAGCCACCUGCUCCAGCCGCUUCAGCACUGGAGCCUGCUCCGGUGGUGGCGUUGGUGUUGGCGGCCUUCGUGCUGGGUGCUGCGCUGGCCGCUGGGCUUGGUCUCGUCUGCGCACACUCAGGUACUGACUUUUGCUCCGCCAGAACCCCACACCUACUUCCACACGUCCAGACAGUCUAGUAGUCUACCUGCCCCANCCCCAACUGCCCAUCACCCUGAACCUGCCUCCAGAAU